Molecule: messenger RNA, 1516 nt
Organism: Gadus macrocephalus (Pacific cod)
Lineage: Eukaryota; Metazoa; Chordata; Actinopteri; Gadiformes; Gadidae
Product: zona pellucida sperm-binding protein 3-like
Exons: 8
Coding region: 1-1185 (394 amino acids)
Biological process (GO): positive regulation of acrosome reaction; egg coat formation; binding of sperm to zona pellucida
Cellular component (GO): extracellular matrix
Molecular function (GO): acrosin binding
Source: RefSeq, a predicted model, not a curated record
AUGGUUUUCUGUCGCUCAUGUUGUCUGAUAAGGACACCUGUUGUGUGCAUGCAUUGGAUGGACUUGGAUGUUUUUUUCUCCAACGAAACAGAGAUGUCGACGUGGACCUAUUUUCUAUGUAUGAUAGUUUUGAGAUUUGUGCAGGGUGGUUUGAUUGCAGACCAAAGUGAUCUGCAAAUAGGACAAUACGCUGGACUCGAGAUAAAAUGUGAAGAAACCAAGAUGCGGAUAUCGGCAAAACGAGAGUUUUUUUUUGGAAAUAGAAUCCCAUUCUUACGCAAGUGUCUUCAACUGGGCGACAAUGCGCCCAACGAGUCCUGCAGGGCGACGUGGAGUGGACCCGGACCUGGUCCCGAGUCUGAGAUGGUCAUCGACGCUAGACUUAGGGAGUGCGGGACCGAGUCCACAGUGGACGGCGAUUGGCUUAUCUAUUACAACCAUCUGGUGCUGUGUCCUGCGGUUCCCUCAACCACUAGAGGAAGUCUGAUGCUAAACCAUGUCACCACUCUCAUACCCGUUGAGUGCCAUUACAAGAGAAGGCAGAUGGUGAGUGGACAGCCGUUGACCCCCAAAUGGCUGCCCAUGACUGCCACUACCAGCGCCUACGGACUGCUGCACUUUUCCCUUCGCACCAUGACAGAAGGCUUCACCGCUCCACGUAGUUCCUCCACUAACCAGCAGGGGGAGUCGGUGAUCCUCGAGGCAGGUGUGGAGGCCCCGCAACACACAUCGCUCAGGGUGUACGUCGACCACUGUGUUGCGUCAUCCAGCCGCGAACCCCUUGAAUCCCCUGGCUACGAAUUCAUCAAUAAUCACGGCUGUCUCAUGGACAGUUUAGUUCCGGGCUCCUCAUCUGCGUUUCUACCAAGGAGGCGAGACGACCGGCUCCUCUUCAGUAUCCCCACCUUCCCCUUCCUGCACGACUCUGGGAUCCAGAUGUACAUCAGCUGUCACCUUAGGGCCACUCUGGCUACAAAGGCACCAGACUCUCGGAACAAGGCCUGCUUCUUCCACAGCCCAACCUUCAGCUGGUGCCCGGCUGAAGGCAGCGUGGAGAUCUGUGCGUGUUGUAACUCUAACAACUGUUCAGACGCAGAGAGCGAGAGAGAACGUCCUCCGCAUUGGGGGGAGCGGGUGGUGCGAGCCACAGUGGGGCCCUUGCAGCACAUCGGCCAGUCUCACUGAAGUGGCCGGAUCCCAGUCAUGCUCAGAGGAGUCCCAACACGGCCCCCCGCCGGUCGUCAGCUUCGAGCCGACACCACCGCAUCAAUAAUGUACAUCACAGUGAGAUGAGGGUGUGAAUGUGUGGUUGGUAUGGUGUUGGAACAAGUAUUUGUAACAAAUCUUUCAUGGCUGACAAAAAACAUUUGGAUAGAAUUCCAAUGUGGUAAAAAAAGAAGUUUUUCUUCUUAUUGUCUAACAAUAGGCUGGCCCUCACCAAGGCUUUAAACAGAUCGUGGCAAUGGCCUGUCUUCAAGUAUUUCUCAAAUGCUAAAUAAAACUAAUUGUAAAUCAA